AUGGGGACGGAUAACCUGUUGAGCACGAAUCGAGGCAUUCGAAAAAUUGCCGUGCAGGCUACCAAUGGGAAUCGUUCCGGUGGCACUCCACAUGUACAACCAGAAGAUGACUCAACUAUUUUAAGUAAUUUAUGGCAGAAAGCAUGGUGGCUCGAUGUGGCCUCUCCUACUUGGGAGGAUAUGCGUAUGCUUGGCACACUGCUUCAUCUGCACCCACUUACAUUAGAGGAUAUUUUGCACCAAGAUCCUCGAGAAAAAGUAGAGAUCUUCCCUCGCUUGGGUUAUUAUUUCGUCGUUAUUCGUUCCGUGGAUUUGAAUAAGUAUCUGGCUGAGAGGGAUCGUGAACAGUUACCAGGAGAUGAUGGACAAUCUCAAAACGAGGAGGAAACCCUUAAUGUGACGAAUGUUUAUAUCACUGUCUUUAGAGAAGGAAUUUGUUCGUUCCAUUUUUCGGAUUUGUCGGAACAUGUCAAUAGAGUUAGGAAUAAAUUUUUACAGAUGAAUAACGAUACCACAGUCAUGACAUCAGACCAUAUCGCGCAUGGCUUGAUGGAUUCCAUUGUUGAUGCUUUCAUUCCUGUCAUCAAGCGCAUCGGCUCUGAGGUGGAAAAUGUCGAUAGGCUUGUCGCCGGAGUGCAAGAUGAGGAUCAAAUGCUUCGUGACUGGCAAACUGCACUUCAACAUGCCGAGGUUACACAACAAGUUGCAACUCCGCCUCGUGGGGUUGAGCCUGAAGCGAUUGAUGUCUUUCAUCUUAACGAGAAAAGGAAAGAGUCACUUCCAACACCACCCACUUCUCAACCCCGUCAUCGCACUUGGAAUCGUGCAUGGCGGCGUUCAUCCUCACUAAUGCAAUAUCUGUUUCGCCAUAUCAGCCGUUACUGCGCCUCUUUGGGGACCGCUUGUGCGCACAGGAUCAAGAAACUUUGGCGGAGGCUUGUCUCUGCACGCAUGACUGGUCGGCCAAAGUGGCGUGCUGUCAAGUUGGCAAGAGCAAAGACGCUCACAAGGAUGUCUCAGACUAGGCGGACCGUGACAUUACUCGCAAGGCUUCUUGCUCCCAAGAAUGAGGCACUUGGAAUACUGAGGAAAAGGCUGACGGGUGUCGCUGACUUAGGAGCGCACUUAGACGACGUCCAAGACCAUCUCUUGACAAUGCAACAGUCUUUGGUGUAUUACGAAAGAGUGUUGGCCCACUCUCAGCCAACAUACCUCUCGGGACUUCGAGUGAACCUUGCUCAGGCUACGAAUCGAGCAGAUUCGACGCUCUGGAAGCUUAGUGUUCUCCUAACGGCCAUUUACUGCAUGCAGGUAGUCAUCGGUAUCUUCAGCAUGAAUGUUCAUGUACCCCAUAACCAUCGUCCUAAAGAUGACCCGUUGGGUGCACCAGUUGGACAUUUCUAUUUGUUUGGGGUCGUGCUCAGUGUGAAUGUUCUGGCGGCAAUUGGGGUGUUUUGCGCCACUUGGUGGUGGUGGAAGCAAGCGAAGCGCAAGAGAGGACGACGGCUGCUGUAG
Cantharellus anzutake is the source of this 1515-nucleotide messenger RNA. RefSeq lists its product as uncharacterized. Gene Ontology annotation, molecular function: magnesium ion transmembrane transporter activity. Lineage: Eukaryota; Fungi; Basidiomycota; Agaricomycetes; Cantharellales; Hydnaceae. Gene Ontology annotation, cellular component: plasma membrane. Gene Ontology annotation, biological process: intracellular magnesium ion homeostasis; magnesium ion transmembrane transport. The coding region runs from base 1 to 1515 and encodes 504 amino acids. The transcript has 6 exons. The record is from RefSeq and is a predicted model, not a curated record.